Messenger RNA from Salmo salar (Atlantic salmon), 546 nucleotides. The record is from RefSeq and is a predicted model, not a curated record. Lineage: Eukaryota; Metazoa; Chordata; Actinopteri; Salmoniformes; Salmonidae.
GCUAUGAUUUGUGUUUUGCCUGGAUAUGACAACCCCAUCUUUCUCCCUACUGACUCUGAGUAUACCUGGCUCCUGGCCAAGAUCUUUGUGAGGAACGCUGCCUUCGCUGAACAUGAGUUGAACUUUCACUUGCUGAGGACUCACCUGCUGGCUGAGAUGUUUGCCGUGUCGACACUGUGCAGCCUACCAAUGGUGCAUCCCCUCAACAAGCUCCUGAUCUCUCACUUCCGCUACACUCUGCAGAUCAACACUCUGGCUAGACAGACCCUCAUAUCAGAGAAUGGGGUGAUCACAGAGAAUGCCAGUGUAGGAGGUUCGGGGAUGAUGGAGUUCCUGAAGAAAGUGGUGGCCUCAUUGACCUACAGCUCCCUCUGUAUGCCGGAGGACAUCACUGCACGCGGGCUGGAGUCAAUCCCCAACUUCCUCUACAGGGAUGACGGACUCAGGUUGCGGGACAUCAUCCACAGGUUUGUUCACAAUGUGAUUGGUCACUACUACACCUGUGACUCAGACGUCCAGAACGACUCCAGACCAGACCUUCCCUGA